Molecule: messenger RNA, 1664 nt
Organism: Ceratitis capitata (Mediterranean fruit fly)
Lineage: Eukaryota; Metazoa; Arthropoda; Insecta; Diptera; Tephritidae
Gene: Hpf1
Product: histone PARylation factor 1-like
Exons: 1
Coding region: 151-1602 (483 amino acids)
Biological process (GO): DNA damage response; regulation of protein ADP-ribosylation
Cellular component (GO): nucleus
Molecular function (GO): poly-ADP-D-ribose binding; histone binding
Source: RefSeq, a predicted model, not a curated record
CGGCAGCUAGCAGGAGCUUAGUCGAAAAUCUUUUCAGCGGUUAUAAAGUGCUGUUUAAAUAAUAUUAACAUCAGUCGUUUGCCAUUUUAUUGGAAGCAGCUACUUUUGUAAAUUCGCCUUUGUUUUUGAAUUUCGCUUGAAGGCCGCAGAAUGUCAGCUUUUGUAAAUAAAGCACAGAAGCGGUUUAAAGUGGUAUUUUACAACAUUAACAACUUCACUUUACAAAUAAGAUUUACUAAAAUGUCCAAACAGAAUUGCAAAUAUUGGGAGAAGUGUUAUCAAAAAAAUGCAGCACACUUGGAAAAGUUUAAUCAUCCUCCAAAAGGUGUGAAAAUAGCGGAGGACGAAGAUUCAAAUCCUUCCUCAAACACAGUUGGUGAAAUUGAAGCUUUCACACGGAAUUCCUCUCCUUCGAAUCAGAAAAAAAUGUCAAUAAAUAAGGAUUGCGAAACAGAAAAUACGGAUGCAGAGAGCACAAAUUUGCCUGGCAAACGCAAAGAAUUCGAUACAACUGAACUGCGCGCUGAAGCGCUAGGAAAUAUACAAGGGAAGAAUUACAUGGAAAUUCUGGCAAAACGUAUAAAGUUUUCAGUGCAAGCUGAGUACGAUGAAUUGUUGCGCAGUAAUGAUUUCAUACGACAUAAGUUUCUCGUGGAAAUGCCUGCAGAUUUCUAUUCAUUUUGGAAAUUCGCUAGCAACAUUAAUCCAAAAAGCACAGGUGAUGAAAUACUAGAAUAUUUUGAAAAGCAAUUUCAACUACAGCUGGUCGGGCCAUUUGAGUUCCUUUCUGGCCGUUUUCAUAAAGCUGUUAUACGUGAACCGGGUGACUAUUUACGGCAUUGGCGAUUCUUCUAUGAUCCUCCAGAAUUUCAAACAAUAUUUGUGCGUCGAGACACUGGGGUUCAUUAUGGUUAUUGGAGAGAUUCACCACAAGAACAUCAUAAUAUAUUAAUAGCACGCAAUGAUGCCACGAAAAAUUGUGUGUUCGAAUUUAUAGCCGGUAAUGCUUUUGAUGCAUUUCUUUACUUUCUUGAAAAAGAUUUUACAAGUACACCAUUUACUGCAACAUUGAUAGCGAACACUCAAAAAUCACUUCAAAAGUUUAUUAAUACAAGCGAAGUGAAAAUAGAGAAAUUGGAGACGCUACGGAAACGUCGUAGCGCCAAUAUCGUUGCUAAAACUUUACACGAAGCCGGUAUUGUUGUCCCGUACGAUGGUAAAACUCAGGUUGGUUAUAGACCGCUUAUUGUUUCUAACGGCGAAUUAAAGCAAAUCUUAGAUCUUUUUGUAAAAGCUGGUUCAUCAGAUGACUCAUCUGCUGUUGACAAUGAGGAUAUUAAAGCAGCUGUAAUUGAAAAACUACAGCCCAUAGCUACUGCUGCCAACAUUGCUAUGGAUGAGUGCGACUUCGGGACUGCCCUAGAAUUGGGAAUCGACCUAUUUUGUAGUGGCCGACGUGAAUUACAUCCACUUAUACAAUCUUUGUUGGUUCCAGCAUAUACACUUCUAAGUCGACCACAAUUUAUCGCUAUUUCAAAAGCACACUUGGAGCAGCGUAAAAAAUCACUUAAACUUAGUAUUUUUGAGCUGGAUUCAAAGUAAUACUUUUAAGAAAAUCAUGUAAUUAAUAUAAAAUAAAAAUAAUAAUUUCCACCAAUUCCCCA